GAGCGCAGACGUUGCCGAGAUAUAAGCCAAGCUAAGCCCCAAGAUCGGGAGACUCGAAUCGGUGAAAGAAAGUCGAGAGUGAAAUUUUGUGUGCGCUCCAAACCGCUGAGACGAAUGCCGAUGACAAAACAAACGUGAAGCGAAACGGUUCGAAAUCGAAGUCGAAAAAGUGCGGCGGUCAACUGCCAAUUGCAAGUGGCCAAGUGAAGAAAGUUGGUGUGAAGAGGAGACAGCGAGUAAUAUAAAUACAAACAAAACCCGAGGACGUCAUCGGUAAAAGUGAAUUUUGAUCUUGAUUAGCCGCCCAGCUAAUCCAAGGCCCAAUUUAAGCUAAUCAUCGAACGAAAAACACAGCCGCCCGAAAUGAAGGUCUUCAGACUUAGUUUACUGCUGGUGGCCGCUCUGCCCCUGAUGUGCCAUGCCCUCCCCGCCACCGAUAAAUCCCUCUCGCUGGAGGACACAGACCUGGACAAUGAACCCGGCGAGAGUGUGAAGGAGUCCCAGGUGCAAAAGCGAUCCGGCAGCUUUGACUACGUGGCGCACCUGAAGUCCGGCCUGCUGUCCGGAAUUGGCCAAGCCUCCGCAUCCAUCGCCUCCGGCAGUUCCGGCGGAAGCAGCGGGGGCGGGGACAGCUACAAGUCCCACGAGAUUGUUGUCCAUGGUAACUCGGUGGACUAUGACCCCUGGUCGUUCAAAAAGUCCGUUCUGAACACUAUCUUCCAGGCGGUCAAAGCCAUCACCGGCGGGGUCACCGCGCUCAAGGGUCAGCUGAUCAAGGGCAGCGGAUACGCGUUGAGUGCGGGCGGCAACCUGGUGGCCGCCGGCGGCGACAAGGUCACCGAUGUGGGCAAGUCGAUCAUCAACUCGGCGCACAUCAACUCGCACACCUACGCCACUAGUCACUCCUCCUCCGGCGGCGGCGGUCUGUUCGCCAAGCUGACCUCCUUGUCGGGCGCCUCCUCGGGCGGCAGCAGCGGUCACAAGACCGUCUCCGCUCCUGCACCCGUCCUGCAUCACGAGACCAUCACCACGUACGAGAUCCCCACCGGGCACGCCAGCUACGGUCCGCCGUCGAAGCCGCCGUCCUACAGCAGCGCCACCCACCAGUACCUCCCGCCGGUGGGCGGGGCCAGCUACAGCGGUGGGGCGCCCUUCAGCGUUGGCCACCAGGCGGCCUUCGAGUCGCCGCCCAGCAACUAUCUGCCAUCGGCCUAUGGACAAGAUGCGACCAGUGCAAAUAGCAAUGACUUUAACAUCUACGGACGCCACACCAAACUGACGGAUGAAGAGGCUCGAAAGGCGGCUCUGCAGCUCCAGGAGAUCCUCAGUAUGUUGCCCAACGGCAAAACGGAGUAUACGGCCUCCAAAACGGUGGCUCUGGAUACGAAUUUACCCACUGGAACGGGUUUAGAACAGGCGGAGGUGUAUAAUAGCUACGGAAUACCCCUGCCCAAUAAUUUGGGCACUUUGGAGUCCCUUUCGCACACGGAAUCCAUAACGGCUGCCUAUAAUCCCGCCUCAAAGAAUCCAGCGGAUAUAUACCACCAAAUGGCCAAGAGACCAUCCGCCGAGGAACUCUACAUCCAGAAGCAUCCGAAUGAGGGCUACGACUAUCCACCACCUGCUGCAGCUGCUCCCGCGCCGCCAGCUGUCAAUGAUUACAGGGUGGAGAACUACCAUGCCGGCAAGAGUAAUGCCCUCAAGGAUCUGACGCCAAUUAUAGCCGCCUUGGAGGUGGCCAAGCGGAAGGGAAACAGUCACGGAAGUGGACCCGUCUACUCCAUUGAAAAGCAGGUGCACAAGCAGUCGCCGCACUUCCAGUAUUUGCCGCCAGUGGUGCAGAAGUCCAAGUACGUGUACAGUGCACCACCGCCACCACCAUCGUACCACCCAGGACACAGUGGUGGCUACAAGGUGCGCCGUCAGGUGGCGGGUGGAAAGCACCCGAAACGCGUCUUCCGGCCGCAGGACUACGAGAUACAGGAUCCACUGAUGUUCAACCGCCUGCUGGAGGUUUAACCGAGGAUCGCCUGUAGUCCUUAGCUUAUAGCCCUCUAAGUCAUGUCCAGCAUUUACCUAUAACUUAUUUAUGUUCUCGUUAUCGCAAUCGCAAUCGUUACUCGUAAUUAAUUAUUUAUUGAGCUUCCCAGAGAUCGCUGACAAUAAAGCAGCUUUAAACCCAA
This is a messenger RNA of Drosophila elegans, 2183 nucleotides long. RefSeq lists its product as uncharacterized. Lineage: Eukaryota; Metazoa; Arthropoda; Insecta; Diptera; Drosophilidae. The record is from RefSeq and is a predicted model, not a curated record. The transcript is spliced from 5 exons. Bases 364 to 2019 code for a protein of 551 amino acids.